GCUUCAUUCCUUAGCCUUUUUCAUUGAUAGCUCUAUAUGAUCCAUAUACAGUUGGAAACUUCCAUAACAUUUUCAACUUUCUAGCAUAUCAAACCACGCCCUUAUAAAACCCACUUAUAAUCAAAUUUGUAACAGCAACACUUAAACCUCUCUCCCUACACCUUUAGGUUCUUUGCAGAACAGCUUAAGGAGAAAGAUCCCACAAUGCCAUUCAGUUUCCCCUUCCAUGGCUAUAUGAUUUUCUACCACUUCCACUACUUUCUGGCACAAGCCCAUCAUCAUCAUAUUCAUCACCAUCACCAUCCUAAUGGCUGCUACCCAAAUAACAUCUUUUCCUUUGCCAUCCCAAUUCUGCUUAACAUUCUCGUCUUCAAGUACCAGAAUCAACCGGAAGAAUACUCUCCGUUUCUAACCCAUCCCAAAACUGUCUUUCUGGGAAUUCUGAGCUUGAUUCUCUAUUGCUUUGCUUAUGAUUAUCAGCAAACACUAUCCAACUCGCCUUACGGUGGUUCGUCCUCUGUUCUUCUAGCCAGCUUCUUUCAUCGAUGCACCAAGUUCUUUGGUUACAUGGCAAUGGCAAUUUCGACAUCACUUAUCUUCCCGGAUUCGGCUUCCCCUGCAUUCUAUGCUCUGUUUUUCAUUAUUUCAUUCGAUGAUCUCCUCUACUUGGUCUACAAAAAGAUCAGAAGAAAGCUCCGGCGAACCCGUUUCCAAGACCGACCGAAUUCAUCAUUGUGGGAAAAUGCACGCAGGAUUCUAGCUCAGAGGAACUUAAUUCAGGGACAUUUGCUUCCACUAUAGUACACAAUGGUGAAUGAUGAUGCCGCCUGGAUUGUAUGCUUAUAUUUUGGACAUUUUUAUGUUACUUUCUAAAUGUUGUUGUAUGUGUAUCUUUCUUGUGUUUGGUUCAGAUAUAUCUGUAUUUCUUUUGCGUUUGCGUUUUUUUUUCCCUCCCAAAAGGCAAAAACCAGGUGAUCCUUCAUUUCUGUACUCUGUUCCCUUUUUGGUUUGUUGUUCCAGAAGAAAUUCAGUUCCUUUUGUCUUCUCUGCUCUUUCCUUGGAACUAUUACUACUAUAAUUUUUGGCACCAACUCAGAUUACGCUGGGAGUAGAGAAAUAGUAAUGAAAACUUUAUAUCAAUACUCCACUCGUCCUAAAAUUUUCAUUUUUUAAGUCCUAAAAUUAUUUCGUCUGUUGUAUAACUUUUUCUUGGUCAUUAGCGAUAUUCUUACUUCUUCCGGGAAAAAAAA
Oldenlandia corymbosa var. corymbosa is the source of this 1250-nucleotide messenger RNA. The record is from the annotation of a GenBank genome assembly. NCBI's taxonomy places the organism in Eukaryota, Viridiplantae, Streptophyta, Magnoliopsida, Gentianales, Rubiaceae.